AUGACGCCUUCAUACUUCAUAUCGACAAAAUGUUGCAUGGUUCCGCAUAUACCAGAUGCCAAGUCUAUUUCUUCCACAAACAAAAAUAUAAAGAUAUAUGUAGACGAUAUUUUGUACAAAGAUUCAGCCUAUGACGGAGGAUUCGACCUGCCGAUAAGGGAGUUCUGCGCCAUUUCCGAUAUAAAAACAUGCCUUGGAUUUAGAAACAAGCCUAGUGUUUUGGUCUCGAAGAGAGGACACUACAAACUUAACAAAGAGAGAUACGAAGGACUUCUUGAGGUUUGGAGACCGGACUACCAUGCCGACUUUGAGACUGGGAAAAUCAUUAUAGAAGGAAAUGAAUUGAUUGAGCCCAAGGAUACCAGAGACUUUGUUGAGCUUUUGAAUAGCGGCCAUUUGCUUUUUGGAACUGAAUUCAUUAAUACUCUCGUGGAGCAGGGAAUGAUGCUAGCCCUUGAGGGGUGUAGACUCGAUGUUCUCUAA
This is a messenger RNA of Encephalitozoon intestinalis ATCC 50506, 483 nucleotides long. RefSeq lists its product as uncharacterized. The transcript has a single exon. The coding region runs from base 1 to 483 and encodes 160 amino acids. NCBI's taxonomy places the organism in Eukaryota, Fungi, Microsporidia, Unikaryonidae. The record is from RefSeq and is a predicted model, not a curated record.